AUGAUCAAAAUGCGAGAGAAAUGUGGAGUUAGAUAGAGCGGGAAAUAAAUCUUGAAAAUUGUCGAAUAGAAAUCGACGCAGCUGCGAGACUCAGGUGUUAAUAGCCAGACCUCCCAUGGCGAGAACCAAGCAUGCCGCUUCUAUGAAACGAAAACAAAAGCCAUCUGCCACAGAAAAAGCAGCUGCCACCGCGGCCUCACCGUCGACGGCGUCUCCCAGAACCCACUCGGCUAGCAAUAUAAGGACAAAUAAAACUGGAGGACAAGCCACAUCAUCUCAAGGAACAGCGAGGAAGCCUCAUCGUUUUAAACCAGGAACUAGGGCUCUUCAAGAGAUUCGGAAAUACCAGAAGACUACGAAUCGACUCAUCCCUGCUGCCAGCUUCAUCAGAGAAGUAAGAGCUAUUAGCUACCGAUUUGCGCCAGACAUAGGUCGUUGGCAAGCUGAAGCUUUAGUUGCAAUUCAAGAGGCAGCAGAAGAAUAUUUGAUUCAAUUGUUUGGAGAUGCAAUGCUGUGCGCAAUUCAUGCGAAGCGUGUUACACUGAUGAAGAAGGAUAUUCAGUUGGCCCGACGACUCGGUGGAAUGGGGCAACCAUGGUAAGAUCUUGCACUUUAAUCACACCCAGUGUCAAGAUUCUUAUGUUGUAUGGUACGAGAGCGUAAAUCUUCUCAAAACAAAAACAAGAAAAAGAAAAAAAAUCGGAUUCAGAUAUUCUCAAAAUAGGAAUUUAGUUGUUCUUUUGUAUGUAGCAGUUG
Molecule: messenger RNA, 756 nt
Organism: Hibiscus syriacus
Lineage: Eukaryota; Viridiplantae; Streptophyta; Magnoliopsida; Malvales; Malvaceae
Product: histone H3-like centromeric protein HTR12
Exons: 7
Coding region: 116-601 (161 amino acids)
Cellular component (GO): nucleosome
Molecular function (GO): structural constituent of chromatin; DNA binding; protein heterodimerization activity
Source: RefSeq, a predicted model, not a curated record